Messenger RNA from Cladophialophora immunda, 5641 nucleotides. RefSeq lists its product as uncharacterized. The coding region runs from base 251 to 5044 and encodes 1597 amino acids. The transcript is spliced from 2 exons. The record is from RefSeq and is a predicted model, not a curated record. Gene Ontology annotation, biological process: protein deubiquitination. NCBI's taxonomy places the organism in Eukaryota, Fungi, Ascomycota, Eurotiomycetes, Chaetothyriales, Herpotrichiellaceae. Gene Ontology annotation, molecular function: cysteine-type deubiquitinase activity.
CGCGGUGACUGCCUCACCAAGCCGUCCAUUUUCUUAGCGCAGGCAAACCGCCAGUGAGGUAGGCUGGUACCCACUCACGACUCUGGCCCUCACAUUCUGCGGCGUCAUUUUCAGACCCUCUUCGACGACACGUUCAUUAUUUCGACAGUCAGAUUUCCGCCCUGUUAUUCCCUCUCAUCCAUGGUCCUGGCGUAGGUCACGAACCUGGACCUCCUCAUUACCUGUCCCUCCGAGCACUCCCGCCCGGGACAUGCCCGCUUCCUCUCAAAAACUUCCCAAUCACCAAAACCAACACCUCUCACAAUCCAAGGAUGAUUUAGGCAGGCAUCUGCGCUCCGCUUCUCCUGCUGUUAAGAGGCCGGCGUCUGAUAUGGGGGCCCAGGAUAGAGAGUCCUACAACAGUGACGUAGAAAUGGGCGAGGGUCAAAUACCGGGCUCUGGGUCUGGGUUCACGCCCGUCAACCCGGACACCGCGCCGACGGGUUCUCAAGACACUCUGAAGGCGAAGCAACAAGACACGGGCUCGAGACAUCGCGACAUACUAGCGACGAAUCGACUGACCCACACAAGUGAUCCUCGCGCCGUCCAGCAAAGCGCGGCGGCUUUGUCUGACAAUAGUGGCAGUUCGACCACAGACUCCCUCUUUCCUAGUCCCUCCAACCGUUCCACUGCGGCCACCUCGCUGAACGCUGAUGUCCUCCCCACUGCUACCUCCAUACCUCCUAUCGACGACCAGAUCGCGCAGGUGACGGCGCUGUGGCAGAAGGAGCUGGAAGAAGGCCAGAAGGGUUACCUCAUCUCUGCAAAAUGGUUUCAGAAAGUCCAAGCCCGUGGUUCUCUUCCUGCUGACGUGGGAAAGAUUGAAAAAUCAGCGACCGAAGGUGAAAUUGGACCUGUGGACAACUCGGACAUUGCCAUGGUGAUUGACGAGGAUGUCAAGUUGACGGAUGAGGCUGGCGAAAAAUAUGUGCCCCUUCGACCGGGCCUGACGUUGGACGAAGACUACCGGGUUUUCCCUCAGGAAGCUUGGGAUCUGAUAAUCUCCUGGUAUGGGCUCGCAAAAGAUUCACCUGUCAUAACCAGAUACGCCCACGAUUGGAGCGGUGCAGAAGCAGCAAUGCCGAACGUGACCUGGGAACUGAAUCCGCCGCUCUUUUCUUUCCUCAAAGUGCCUAGUGAGCACACCACCCAGACCCAACGAGAAAAGGAUCUUCCACCUCAACGAAUGAUUGCAAGCAAGAAGACGUUGUGCAACGACUGGCUGAAGGAAGGCAAGAAGCUCCUGCAUAUCGACUUGAACACCAAAGUAAGAGUGUGGAGAAUCCUCGGCGGCUUGAAAAAUGCCACUGCUUCAGGUGGUCUCACUCCCUCUGCUUCCAGAAGUGUUUCCCCAGCCCCUGGUGCUGAGAUCGUGGCCACCGCAGGAGACAAGAUGCUCCUUGAUGUCAACACCUUCGUACACCUUCAAGUAGGCGAGCACCGAGAGCUCCUUACGGAGAUCAAGGACAACACUGCGAACCCUAAUUACAAUGGAAAGACGUCGACCUUGAGCCUUGUCGGUCUGGGCAGGAACGAGGAAGUGAUUGUGCUCGAGGAACAAAAAUCUGGGAAGGAUGAAUGGCCAAGUGAAAGUUCCAAACUCAACCUGACCAAAGGCAUUAAGGGCGCAGCUAAAAACCUCACCCCUAGUGGUAGAUCCAGCCCAGCUCCUGGCAUAAUGACGCGGGGACGGCAGAAACGGGACGGGAGACCACGCGGCAUCACUGGACUAAGCAAUUUGGGAAACACAUGUUACAUGAAUUCGGCCUUGCAAUGCAUCCGCAGUGUCGAAGAGUUGACGCAGUACUUCCUCCACGACCAAUGGAAGCAGGACCUUAACGUGGACAAUCCUCUUGGUCACCAUGGCGAGAUUGCAAAAGCCUACGCCAAUCUCCUCCACCAGAUUUACGACGAGAACGCCUCUUCGACGAACCCGAGCAGGUUCAAGGCAACCAUCGGGAAGUACGGGUCCAGUUUCUCUGGGUAUCAGCAACAAGACUCCCAGGAGUUUCUUUUGUUCCUGCUUGACGGUCUCCAGGAAGAUUUGAACCGUAUCCAGAAGAAGCCAUACAUCGAAAAGCCGGACUCCACAGAUGAAAUGGUUCACGACAGCGCAGCCCUCCAGUCUUUCGCUCAGAAAAACUGGGAGAUUUAUAAGGCGCGAAAUGAUUCUGUCGUCACGGAUCUUUUUGCUGGAAUGUAUAAAUCGACCCUGACCUGCCCCGUUUGUAACAAAGUCAGCAUCAUCUUCGAUCCUUUCAACAACUUAACCUUGCAACUACCCAUCGAGAACAACUGGCAGAAAGAGAUCCUGUAUUUUCCGCUCCAUAAACGACCCAUUCGAAUUGACAUAGACAUUGACAAACAUUCGACAAUCAAGGCUUUGAAGGAGUUUGUUGCUUUGAGGACGCAUGCGGACGUGGAACGGCUGCUUGUUGCAGAGUCUUACAAAAACAAGAUUUACAAGAUCUUUGACAACAACAUCGUCAUCUCUGAAGCAAACAUCCAACCCAACGACAUCAUCUGCAUGUACGAACUCGAAUCCGUCCCAACCAACUACAAUCCAAACAAGGCGCGAAAGUUCAGCUUGUACUUGACCAAAAGUGAUGCAGACGACGACUUGGUUGAUGCAGACAGCCCGGAGGCCGACCUGCUCCUUGUACCAGUGUACAACCGACUGGUCAAAAAUCCUUCUGCACGGGUAGCCUCAAAACCGUUCUUUGGCCAGCCGACGUACCUCGUGCUAAGUCGCGAAGACAGAUCGACCUACGAUGGUGUCCUGAAGAAGAUUCUUGGAAAUGUUACAGGGAUGACAACCAAGAAGAUACUUGAUGAAGAGUACAAUCCGUCGGAAGAUGGGGUGGGGACACCGGAAGGGUCAGACACUAUGGUCAUGACGGACGACAUGUCCAGUUCUGGCUCGGGUCUUCCUACAGCCAACUCUGUGCAAGGCGAAGAUGGCCUCGUAGAUGUAUCCAUGCGAGACGCUAGUCAAGCUCCUGAGCUGAGGCCUCAGCCCACCGACGCUGGUUUACAGAAGCUACUGCACUCUAAUUCGCCCAUACCCCGUCGUUUCCAACAGCUUUUCGACGUUCAGGCCACUACCACUGGGGAGGGCAUUCCCACUGGCUGGAGUCAGAUCUCAGAGAGUGGAGAAUACGAGUGUAUCAAGAACAGAAUCCCCAAACCAGUAUCUCGUUCGACGAAGUCAACUGGCGCCCUUGCUCUUGCGAAUGGUGAGAGCGGCUCUGCAGAGAGUGACGAUGAGCUUGCAGAUGUUGAGAAUGACGACACGCCUAUGGACAGCAACGAGUCUGGAUCGGAAGCCAGCCCAGUCAUCCCCUCUGGUCCUGACUCCGAAUCCGAGUUGCAAGAACCCCAGGAGAUCCUGCCCAGCCGGAAUAAGAAAGCGAACAAGUACGGCAAGAAUAAAAACAGGGGUAAGUUCUCCGCCAGACGCGCGCAUCGCCGAUCACCUUUGCCGCCUCCUCAACCGUUACCCAAAGCCCAAACCGGCGACCUCAUCCGACCGGGCGAAGCCAUCAUCCUCGACUGGAGCCAAGAGGGCUAUGAUGCUUUAUUUGGCGGCGGCGAUGAUGGCGUCGAGGGCUUUCGCGGCCUGCCGACAUGGAAAAGCGUGGGUCUUCUGCCCGACGCAGAGAUUGCGGCGAAACGCGAGCAGCGAAACAAUCGCAAGAAGCAUGGCAUCACGUUGGUAGAUUGUCUGAACGAAUUUGGCAAAUCCGAAACGCUAUCUGAGCAGAACGCUUGGUACUGUCCUCGAUGCAAGGAACACCGCCGAGCCGACAAAAUGUUUGAGUUAUGGAAAGCACCCGAUAUCCUUGUCAUGCACCUUAAGCGGUUCAGUUCUAACAGAAACUUCCGCGACAAACUUGAGGUGAGAGUUGAUUACCCCACAGAAGGACUCGAUCUUUCGGAGAUGGUGAGAGAUCAGCAAGAUGGCAAGAGCUUGGUGUAUGACUUGAUCGCCGUUGACAACCAUUACGGAGGCUUGGGAGGCGGUCACUACACGGCGUACGCGAAGAACUUUUAUAACAACAGCUGGUAUGAAUACAAUGACUCUCAUGUCUCGUCGAAAACGGACCCGAGAUCGGUCGUAACCAGUGCUGCGUACCUCUUGUUCUAUCGUAGACGGUCGGAGCACCCUUUAGGUGGAUCCAAGCUUCAGGAACUCCUCGAAGAAUCGAACACCAACAACAACGAUGCCGCAGCCGACUCUGAACUGCCGCAAGACUCGCGUGACUCUUCUCCGGUGACGGGGGAAGGUCGGCGUCUCGGCGACUCCUCCCACAAUGGGUCGUCGAGCGCUUUUCCAGUCGGUCACGGUCACCGCGUGGGAGUGGGACCGGGUGGCUCGGCGCCGGGAGAAGGAAGUCGGCAGACUCGAGGUCUAUUAGCCGGAACAGAAAGUCCACCGAGCUUGAUGCUGCCAACAGCAGCCAGUAGUGGUGGCGAAUUCGAGCAGCCUCCAGGAUAUGACGACGCCCCGGCAGAAGCUGACGUCGAUGAAGGUGUCAGCAUGGAUUUCCAGUGGUCACAGCAGACGUGGGAUUUUGCGCGCUUAGAGACCUCGACGCAGCGAGCGCCAGCCAAUUCGGAAGAGGAAGGAAUGUUUGGUGACAAGGGCAGUUCCAACGACAGUACGCGCGUUGAAGGGAAUGAUUGCAGUCCAGCACCAAGCUUCACGGAUGUGGAGGACGCGGGUUCGAUCCAUCACAACCCCGACGAUGAUAUUGCUCUAUACAGCAGUGAAGCUGGGCCUGUCAUGCACCAUGAAGACUUCGGACACAACCGUGGUACCAGAGAGAGCGCGCCUCCUCCUGAUGAGAUCGCAUCGGGGAUAGGUACGUCUGGACGUGGAAUGUCGAGGCCGGUGAACAUGAGUGUGCAUGAUGAUAAUGAUGAUGUCGACGAUCCGCCGGUCAUGGAGUUGCAGGCUGAUCCGGCGAAUAAUAACGAGUUGAGGUUCAAUCCUGCAGCUUAAUCGGAGGAGCCGAGAUAUGCUCGCUCGAUGGGUAAAUCUUUUUGGAGUCCAUGGGGAUCGGCGUUGCGGCUGAGAUGAAUCCACUGACAUGGGCGCAGCGUCAUCCCAUGUCGAUAAAUGGGCUGCUUUUGAAUGGGCUCAGCAGGCCGCCGCCCAGGCCGCCGCCAUCAAAAGAACAGGCUAAAAGGGAGUCACAUGAAAAGGAAUGGGAUAGCCUGGAGGCAUUUGUAGAGUCCCAGAAAACGAGUUCUACCGCGCCAUUGGCAGGGUGCAGAACAACGUGUGGGACCAGCAUGCCAUGCUACGAGGUGACUGCAGAUGGGGUGCAACAAGAUUUUGCAGAAAUAGAACACAGCAGCACAAUGACGAGGUGAGAUGAACAACAGACGGUGGGGAGAAAGGCGCAGACGAGGAGGACGGCCAGGCUGAAGAGGCCGUCGUCAAUGUCGAUACACAAUGGAAGACCAUCCAUCGGCAGUUACCUACCUAGGUACCUAGAAGCAUUGUUAGCAGAGUCCAUGAGUGUGGCUAGUUGUUGGGCGCAGUCACUGUAUGAGAGUGUCUCGCCAUCUUAAACCUCGCCGGAUUUCCAUCUUC